This is a messenger RNA of Eptesicus fuscus (big brown bat), 2202 nucleotides long. It is a transcript of the gene TMEM119, whose product is annotated as transmembrane protein 119. The record is from RefSeq and is a predicted model, not a curated record. Gene Ontology annotation, biological process: positive regulation of osteoblast differentiation; ossification; positive regulation of bone mineralization. Gene Ontology annotation, cellular component: plasma membrane. Lineage: Eukaryota; Metazoa; Chordata; Mammalia; Chiroptera; Vespertilionidae. The coding region runs from base 67 to 912 and encodes 281 amino acids. The transcript has 2 exons.
CGGACUCGCUCUCGCUCCACCUGGCGGGAGACCAGGCCUGUGUGCGGAGGGACUGGUCCCGGCAGCAUGGUGUCGGCCAUGGCCCCCCGCCUCGUCGUGUCGCUGCUGCUGCUCGUGAGGGUCCUUCCCGCCGUGGCCCACUCCGUGCCCGUGCAGGUGUCCUUCCUGGAGGACAUGGGGGGCAGCGGGGAGGCUGAUGACUCCUCAGCCUCCUCCCCGAGCCUCCCGCCGCCCCGGACCCCGGCCCUCAGCGCCACGUCGGUGGGGCCCCAGCCCACGCCCCUGGCGGGCCCCAGGCCCCCCACCAACUUCCUGGACGGCAUCGUGGACUUCUUCCGCGAGUACGUGCUGCUCAUCGCCGUGGUGGGCUCGCUGGUCCUCCUGGUCAUGUUCACCGUCUGCGCCGCCGUCAUCACCCGCCAGAAGCACAAGGCCUCCGCCUACUACCCCUCGUCUUUCCCCAAGAAGAAGUACGUGGACCAGAGGGACCGGGCCGGGGGCCCCCAGGCCUUCAGCGAGGUCCCCGACAGGGCCCCCGACGGCCGGCCCGAGGAGGCCCUGGACUCCUCCCAGCAGCUCCAGGCCGACAUCCUCGCCGCCACCCAGAACCUCCGGUCUCCCACCAGGGCGGCCCUGAGCGGCGGAGAUGGAGCCAGGAUGACGGAGGGCAAGUCGGAGGAAGAGCAGACAGGCGGCCAGGAGGAGGACCGGGACGCCCCGGGGCGUGGGGUCCCCUCGGAGAAGCCAGGGGUGACGGAGGAGCCAUGCUCAGGGCUGCCAGAGGGGGUCCUGGGGGCCCGAGAAGGCCCAGGGGAGCCAGAAGCGACUCCCUCGUUAGCCCAGGAAGCCGGGGACCCAGCUGGCCCCCCCCAAAGCCCCUGUGCUUGUGGCAGUGUCACCCCUAGCGUCUAACAGGCCCCCGGGGCUGUGGCCCUGACUGUCGGACCCCUCGUGGUCCCCUCCUGGGCCACCCCCAGCUGCAGAUCCCAGCGCGUCCCCUCCCACAGCGAACAGAUCCUGGUGUCCGCUCCCCCCGGGAAUCUCACCACGUUCUAGGCCGUUUGCCUCUGCAGCCCCAGAGGGCUACAUCCCGGCGGGGCUGGGGCUGUGUCCCCCUUACAACCACGUCGCUUAGGAAGCACCCUUGGCGGGUCCCCUGUGACCGGGCCAACAUCACCAUCGAGGGUAGAAACGUAAACCGACCAGCUAGGAGUUUGGGGAGACUGUAACCGGGAGACAAGGAAGUGGCCGGGGCGCGGGUGCGGUUAGUGCUGCGGCAGAAGUGGGCCUCUCACCUGCUCACCUCAUGGCAGGUACGAAAAAUGAGCAUUUCCCAAACUGGGUUCCCUGCGGUACCCUGACAGGUACGGAAAAAAAUGAGCAUUUCCCAAACUGGGUUCCCUGCGGUACCCUGACAGGUACGGAAAAAAAUGAGCAUUUCCCAAACUGGGUUCCCUGGGGUACCCUGUGGAAAAAAGAUGUUGGCGUCCAAUGAAUUGAGGAAACGCUGCCUCUCGACUCCCAGCACCCCCUUCGACCACCCCAGGGCUCCAAGUCCUGCAGUCAAGGCCCCGUGGAACCUGGUUUCUGGUUUCACAGCCUUUCCCAAACUGCUUUUGACCAGGGAGUACUUUCAUUAUUAUUAUUAUUAUUAUUGUUAUUGUUAUUAUUUAGCAGCUACAGUGGAAACUGCUCCAGGGCGCACUCUGGAAAUGACUGCUCUCAGUGUUCCGGAAGGCGUCCCGCAGCGUCUGGUUGGCCUGGGUGUGGGAUGUGGGGGCUCAGCCCGCUGCUGCCGUGGGGAUCGGGGGUGAGGAUGAGGUGAAUGAACUAAACCUUUUUGUCAGCCUCCCAAAGCAGCCUCGAAGCCCGGGGCUCUAAGUGAGGAGACCUCACUCUGGGGGGGGCGGGGAGGGUCUCUGACGCCUGGCCUGGAGCAGGGCACCCAGUCCUCCCUCCCCGGCACCCCUCGCCCGUCCCCCCCGGCCCCCCCGCCUCUGCUCACACUCGGUGUCCGGCAGCCUGUGUCCACAGCCUGCUUUAGUCUUCGACCAGGGAGCCUGAGCUCCGUCCUGAUUUGAUAUGGGGAGGCUCUGGGGGGGUCCUCUUCCUCAUUCCUCCAUCUGGGGUCCCCCCCCCACCCAACCUCUGCACAACUUUCCAGGUGCUGAGCUAUAGCAAACCAGCACAAUAAACUUUACU